Glarea lozoyensis ATCC 20868 is the source of this 2649-nucleotide messenger RNA. Its product is annotated as P-loop containing nucleoside triphosphate hydrolase. NCBI's taxonomy places the organism in Eukaryota, Fungi, Ascomycota, Leotiomycetes, Helotiales, Helotiaceae. Gene Ontology annotation, molecular function: ATP hydrolysis activity; ATP binding. The record is from RefSeq and is a predicted model, not a curated record. The coding region runs from base 1 to 2649 and encodes 882 amino acids. The transcript is spliced from 6 exons.
AUGGAUAGUGAGACGACAGUCGAUGUUUCCCAAUCCAUGUCCUCGAAGACAGGAUCGUCAGCAUGGAAUGGUGACAAUCCCGCUAAGAACGGAACAUCUUCAGCGGUAAUGGACAAUAACCAUGCAUCCCUAAUGGCAUCAGCGACGGCAGUUUCUGAUGUUGCUUUCGUGGACCAGCCAGCUCCUGGCACAGUCGAUAUAGACAAGGCCGUACCUUCUGGAACGAAUGUAUCAACAGAUCGCGACUACACAGUCAAAAUCGCUGUACCUCCAGUCUUGUACCAACUGGAGUGGCAGGACGGACGUCAUUGGAAGCCAAGUUUCUACUCGAGCAGUCCAUUCACGAAUAUUCGCAUAGUCGAAGAAACAGUGUCAGCGGAAUUCCAAGCACCUACUCAGAUUGUGGAAGAAGAGGAAGAGAAGAAACCUCAGCCAAUCCUAGAGGUCGUCACCGCGAUCCAUGGGACUGCCGCACGGGACAAACGCAAACCCAUGCCGCUCAGCGACACUGGCAAUGUCAUCAUCGACGAGGAACCAGAUGCAAAUUCGGAGAAGCCAAAACCAGAACUCUCCGAAGUGCCAAUUCCCUACAGCUUGGAUGAAAUUGCAAUCAAUCGGAUUGAAGAAAGCAGAGUUAUCAUACACUCCCAGCCGUUGAUUAAGAUGCUGAAAUCGAUCGUUAACUACUAUCCACUGGAAAGGCUAUACAACCAUCACACUGGUGAUACCUUCACGAUUCACGAGCCGUAUAAGCCUCUCCUCCAUCACCGCAAUGAGAUCAAAGCUUUUUCGACCGCGGGCAACUCGACUUACAACCUUUCAAAGGGCAACGCAACACAAGAUGAGAAAGAUGAAGUCGCGAAAAUGAUCAAGCAUUCUAAGUAUCUGGUAGAUUUCCUCGAACCACGCUAUCAAAGGUUCAAAGAGAAGGCUGGGGGUCGCCUGUCGAAAGAGAUUCCUUCCGUCCAAUUUGAUGAACUUUGGUACAUGUUCCGGCCCGGGACCGACGUCUAUUUUGCCAAAGAAGAAAAGAUCAUGGGAGGAGUUGUCAUAGGUACAUUAUUAGAUCGUGAUGGCGAUCUUAUAAUUAAGAUUUGGCAUCUGGCGUUCGAUGGCAAAGUCCUCAAACGCAAGGCUUGGUCAGUCUACAUCCUGAAAUUCCAGGGAGAAGCCGAUAUCACCUCUUUCGAUACUUGUCCGUGCAAAUACUGGGACACCAAAGAUGGUGGGAAAAGACGAAGGGUUUUCGAAACCCGGGGAGAGACUAUUUUUCGCCUGUGCCAAAAUAGACAUAAGCAGGUCUUCUACAACGGAAAGUUGCCAAGUGACGGCGAUGAGGUGUUCAAGGGGAUUGUUAUUAUUGACAACGAUCCAAUCAGCAAUCUUGCGCUGCAGCAAAACGCAGACUAUAAAGAAACUCCAUCGGUGACGACGUCCUCGAAUACUGGUAGCAUCAGAAGAGCGAGUGUUUCUUCAACCUCAAGUGCUCCCGAACCCGAUGACGAGCCCAGGUACUCGAGUUCAGCAGCGGGCUCAGUGGCUGGUGGCCUAUCAGGCGACGGUGAAGAUGCCGCAAAGACCACACACAACACACCAGAUUUCAAAUGGGUCAAUUACAAAAACCUGACCGUCGAAAGCCAGGGACUCACCAAACAUCACUUUCUUCUUUUCGACCCAUACCUUACCGGGUUCGCAGUCCUAGCAAAGAAAUGGAGAAUAUUUGACAUUGACUACAUCUCAGAAGUGCCAAAAAGAGUAAACAUGAUUGACAGUGUUGUUAUGGAAGCCACGAAACAAGCAAUCGUCAAAGCCAUCUCUCACCCGCAGAAUCGAGCAUGGAAGCUAGAUUUCAUUCAGGGGAAAGGCGAAGGCCAAAUCGUCUUGCUUCACGGACCCCCGGGUGUUGGCAAGACAUACACGGUUGAAUGCGCGGCAGAAGCCACAGGAAGACCACUGAUCUCCUUAACCAUCGCAGAUAUAGGACUGGAUGAGAAGAAGAUCGAAAAGCAAAUGACCAAAUGGUUCAGCUUAGCCGAACGGUGGGAAGCAAUCCUGCUAAUCGACGAAGCCGACAUCUUCCUUGAGCGCCGUCGAGGAUCAGACAUCGCCCGAAACGGAUUGGUCUCCGUGUUCCUGCGUAAAAUGGAGUAUUUUCAAGGCCUGCUCUUCCUCACCACCAACCGCAUCGGGCAGAUCGACGACGCCUUCCUCUCUCGCGUGCACGUCGUGAUCGGCUACGCGCCCCUCGACGAGCCCAAACGGAAGCGGAUCUGGAACGGCUUCUUCCGCAAGCUGGAGCACGACAUGGCGACCCCUAACCGCGACGGGCCCAAGAUCGAAGUCAGUAAGUACGCUAAAGAAUAUAUUUUGAAUGACGCGGAAGUGAAAGCCCUGAGCUGGAAUGGCCGCGAGAUCCGCAAUGCGUUCCAAACGGCGAUCUCGCUGGCGGGAUACGAGGCCGCGACGGAUCCGAAGUGGAGCCCGGAGAAGACGAUCGAUGUUCAGCAGGAGCAUUUUGCGAGUGUGGUCAUGAUGAGUAGGGAGUUUCAUAGCUAUAUGGAUAGUAUUGGGGAGCAGGACGAGGCAGAUCGCGCAAGGGCGAGGCUGGAGAGGAAUGAUGAGCAUAUGCUUGGAGGGCAGUCUGUCUGA